AUGGGUGCCUCUGAGGAACUAGAAUAUCUCAAGUCGCUGGUCAAUCAGCUAAAUGAGAAGAUCGCUGCUUUGGAGUCGAAGGCGAAAGCUCCUGCGCCAGCCAAAACGCCAGCCCAGCAAUUGAGGACCAUCCUUAUUGGCCCUCCUGGUGCAGGCAAGGGAACUCAGGCGCCUAGAAUUCGUGAUGAUUUCUGUGUCUGCCACUUGGCCACCGGGGAUAUGUUGCGUGAACAGGUCCAGCAAAAGACCCCACUCGGAAUUCAGGCGAAGAAAAUCAUGGAUGCUGGGGGACUCGUCUCUGACGAAAUUAUGGUUGGCAUGAUCCAGGACCAGUUGGACAACAACAAAAGCUGUAAGAAUGGCUUUGUGCUCGACGGAUUCCCCCGAACUGUACCACAAGCCCAAAAACUUGAUGGCAUGCUCGAAAAGCGCGGCGAGAAGCUUGACUCUGUUGUUCAGCUGCUCAUCGACGAUCAACUUCUCAUUUCACGUAUUACUGGCCGUCUGAUCCACGCUCCCAGUGGUCGUACAUACCACAAGGAAUUCCACCCACCGAAGAAGCCCAACGUCGAUGACGUAACCGGUGAACCGCUUAUCCAGCGUUCCGACGACAAUGUCGAGACUCUCCGUAAGCGUCUUGGUGCUUUCCACGCGCAAACAGGACCUGUAGUGGAUUACUAUAAGGCCAAGGGUCUCUGGCACGGGAUCGAUGCUGCUCAAUCACCAAGCGUUGUCUGGGACAAUCUCAAAUCUAUCUUCGUCGGUAGAAAGUAG
This is a messenger RNA of Psilocybe cubensis, 774 nucleotides long. RefSeq lists its product as uncharacterized. Gene Ontology annotation, biological process: ADP biosynthetic process. NCBI's taxonomy places the organism in Eukaryota, Fungi, Basidiomycota, Agaricomycetes, Agaricales, Agrocybaceae. Gene Ontology annotation, cellular component: cytoplasm; mitochondrion. Gene Ontology annotation, molecular function: ATP binding; AMP kinase activity. Bases 1 to 774 code for a protein of 257 amino acids. The record is from RefSeq and is a predicted model, not a curated record. The transcript has 4 exons.